This is a messenger RNA of Penicillium digitatum Pd1, 1716 nucleotides long. The record is from RefSeq and is a predicted model, not a curated record. Lineage: Eukaryota; Fungi; Ascomycota; Eurotiomycetes; Eurotiales; Aspergillaceae.
AUGUCUCACAGCCCACGCGAUCCUAGCUCUAAUGGAACCGAGGAUGACCUAAGUACUAUCAUGACGAGGCCCGAUCGCGGUGGGUCGGAAAUUGGAUCUCUGCGCUCCGGGACCCUCAAUCGCCGUCAAAGCAACCCGAACGAAGUCGCGCUAGAGCGAAUCAAUACUUAUCGACUUCAACAUCGCUCAACCGUUGGCUCCGUUGCAGGAAUUACACCGCGUGAAAAGUGGCUCCCCCUUGGAGCUGGAAAGCCUCAUCCUCCAUCUCUCCCAGAUCCAGAAGAAUACAUCGUCGAAUUCAACGAUGCAAAUGAUCCCAUGCACCCUCAGAACUGGUCCCUUAAACGCAAAAUCGGCAUCUCAGCGACCCUAGCAUACACGACCUUUGUUUCCUCUUUCUCCAGCGCCAUCUACUCUUCCGCAGUAGGACAUAUCAGUGGGCACUUCCACAUCAGCACGGAAGUCGCCACCCUCGGUGUCACCCUGUAUGUCCUAGGAUUCGCCUCGGGCCCGACAGUAUGGGCACCGGCAAGUGAGCUCAUCGGGAGAAGAUGGCCCAUUUGCAUUGGCAUGUUCGGCUACUCCCUUUUCAGCAUUGCAGCAGCGACUAGCAAGGACGUUCAGACCUUGAUGUUGGCGCGAUUCUUUGCCGGCUUUUUCUCUGCUAGCCCGAUCGCUAACGUUCCGGCCGUGUUUGCCGAUAUUUGGAGUAACCAGACGCGGGGCGUGGCUAUCGCUAUCUUUGCCAUGGCUGUGUUCGUGGGGCCUUUUGCGUCUCCAUUCACUGGAGGCUUCAUCACGAUGUCUUAUCUGGGGUGGAGGUGGACCAUGUACAUAUCGUCCAUUAUGGGGUGGCUGGCCACUGGUCUUUGUCUGCUUUGCUUGAAAGAGACGUAUGCACCCGCUGUCCUUGUGGAAAAAGCGGCCCUCUUGCGACGGCAGACACAUAACUGGGGAAUCCGCGCCAGGCAAGAAGAGAUCGAGCUCGAUUGGGGUGAGCUAAUCACCAAUAAUUUCAGUCGGCCGUUCCGUAUGCUUUUCACCGAGCCCAUUAUCUCUCUCUGGAUGAGCUUUGUAUAUGGUCUGAUGUACGCGCUUCUCAGUGCGUACCCCGUUGUGUUCCAAGGAAUUCACGGAAUGAACCUCGGUGUUGGAAGUCUUCCAUUCAUCGGAUUGAUUAUCGGCGAGAUUCUAGCUGGCGCCUAUAUCCUUCUUGACCAGAGAUCGUAUACCAAAAAGCUGGCUGCCAACAAUAACAUCCCCGUUCCGGAAUGGAGACUUCUUCCAGCUAUCCUUGGGGGUGUUUGCUUCUGUGUCGGGUUGUUCUGGUAUGGCUGGACUGGAUGGACAAAGGAAAUCCAUUGGAUGGCCCCGACCGCCAGCGGAAUCGUGACUGGAUUCGGCAUCUAUGUGAUCUUCUUGCAGUGCUUCAACUACCUGAUUGACUCGUAUUUAACAUUUGCCGCAUCGGUUUUUGCUGCGAAUACCAUAAUUCGAUCAGCGGUGGGAGCUGCAUUCCCAUUGUUCUCAAAGCAAAUGUUUGUCAACUUGGGUGUGCAAUGGGCCGCCACACUUCUUGGGUGUCUCGCGCUCAUCAUGAUCCCGAUUCCCUUGUUAUUCAUCAAAUGGGGACCAGCGUUGCGCAAAAAAUCUAAAUUUGCUCCAAUUUUGGAGUCUGCUCGGGCAGCAUCGGAGAAAGUGGACGUGACAGUUUAG